This is a messenger RNA of Rhododendron vialii, 1659 nucleotides long. RefSeq names its product omega-3 fatty acid desaturase, chloroplastic-like. The record is from RefSeq and is a predicted model, not a curated record. The transcript has 7 exons. Bases 1 to 1452 code for a protein of 483 amino acids. Gene Ontology annotation, biological process: lipid metabolic process. Lineage: Eukaryota; Viridiplantae; Streptophyta; Magnoliopsida; Ericales; Ericaceae. Gene Ontology annotation, molecular function: oxidoreductase activity, acting on paired donors, with oxidation of a pair of donors resulting in the reduction of molecular oxygen to two molecules of water.
AUGGCGGGUUGGGUCUUAUCAGAAUGCGGUGUAAGACCCCUCCCUCGAAUCUACGCCCGACCCAGAACAGGACCCACCGCCCUCCUUCCAAACCCUUCUCAAAUCAGGCUCUCCCAACCCAACCCCGUUGGCUCUUCAUUUUUCAUAUCAACUGGGUAUAGAGAGAGAAACAGGGGAAUCAAGGUGAGCGCCCCCCUGAAGGUCCAAUUUGUGGGAGAAGAAGAGAGAGAUGGAGAGGGAGUCUUCAAUGGGGUGGGAAAUGAGGACGGAUUUGACCCCGGUUCGCCACCUCCGUUCCGAUUGGCCGACGUUCGAGCGGCGAUUCCGAAGCAUUGUUGGGUUAAGGACCCAUGGAGGUCUAUGGGAUAUGUUGUGAGGGAUGUGGUGGUGGUUUUUGGGCUGGCGGCGGCCGCGGUGGCUUUGAACAGUUGGGUUGUUUGGCCUCUUUAUUGGGCUGCUCAGGGGACCAUGUUCUGGGCUCUUUUUGUUCUUGGCCAUGAUUGUGGUCAUGGGAGCUUUUCCAGUAACCAUAAGCUGAAUAGUGUGGUUGGGCAUAUCCUUCAUUCAUCAAUUCUUGUGCCUUACCAUGGAUGGAGAAUAAGCCAUAGAACCCACCAUCAGAACCACGGGCACGUUGAGAACGAUGAAUCGUGGCACCCGUUGUCUGAAAAGAUCUAUAAGGGUUUGGAUAAUGUUACGCGAAUGUUGAGGUUCACUAUGCCUUUCCCUUUGCUUGCGUACCCUAUCUAUCUGUGGGGUCGAAGCCCGGGAAAAACCGGUUCUCAUUACAAUCCUAACAGCGAUUUGUUCGUGCCAAGCGAGAAGAAAGACGUGAUCACCUCCACCGUGUGUUGGACUGCCAUGGCUGCACUGCUGCUUGGUCUAUCCUUUGUCAUGGGUCCAGUCCAAUUGCUCAAACUCUAUGGCAUCCCCUAUUCGAUUUUUGUAAUGUGGCUGGAUUUAGUUACUUACUUGCAUCACCAUGGCCAUGAGGACAAACUUCCUUGGUAUCGCGGAGAGGAGUGGAGUUAUUUGCGAGGAGGGCUAACAACGCUUGACCGGGAUUAUGGAUGGAUCAAUAACAUUCACCAUGAUAUUGGGACUCAUGUGAUACAUCACCUUUUCCCUCAAAUCCCACACUAUCACUUAGUCGAAGCAGUGAGUAACUCUAUCCAUAACUCGCACUUAACGAAUGACAGAAACAAAAGGUUUUUGUCAUUCUGCUUAGAUGAUUUACUUAUCUUUUUGUGUAUUUUGACAUUACAGACGGAGGCUGCUAAACCAGUGCUAGGGAAGUACUAUAGGGAGCCUAAGAGAUCUUGGCCUCUACCAUUUCACUUACUGGGAAGCCUCAUAAGAAGCAUGAAAGAGGAUCACUAUGUGAGUGACACUGGGGAUGUUGUAUACUAUCAAACAGAUCCAAAGCUCAAUGGCUCUCCGAAGGCAGAUUGAAAGAUUUUGUAUACUAUCAAACAGAUUUUUAGUUUCACUGUGAGAGGCCUUCUAAGCUACUGAUUAUUUGUAAUCGAUGAUAUUUUUGACAUCUUUGUAGAGGUAAAAUUAGGGGCAACCAAUUUGCCAUAGGAUAUUCGUUGUGUAUCCGAGACUAUUAAGUUUUGGAGUUAAAUUUGAAGCAAAAUAAAUAAUUAAUGGGAGAAA